AUGGACUUUGUUUGGUCAACGUGGGCCAUGCCAACCCAUCCCAACAAUUUAUUGUUAUUAUUUUACCUUGUGAACCACGGUGUGGAGGAGGAUUUUAAGAAGCAAGUGUUUGACGAGAGUGCUAAGUUCUUCUGACUUCCACUCCAACACAAAAUUAACUUGUCUCGCAAGGACUAUAGAGGUUACACUCCUCUUUAUGCUCAAAAACUUGACCCUACUUCACUCUCCAAAGGUGAUCCAAAAGAAAGCUAUUACAUUAGCUCUUUAGCAGAUACCACUAGUGUUCGUCUCAAUCAAUGGCCUUAUGAGGAUUUACUGCCAAAUUGGAGGUCCACAAGGGAAUCCUUAUUUUGGAAAAUACAGUCAGCUGGCAAAAAGUUGUUGUCUCUAAUUGCCUUGUCUUUGAAUCUUAAUGAAGAUUACUUUGACAAGAUAAAUGACUUAAACACACCCGAAGCUUUUCUUCGACUUUUGCGCUAUCAAGGUUUAUUACCAUUUCCUUUAUUUUCUCAACAUUCACGUUGUUUCGCCGAUCCGACCAUUGAAGACGAAGACCUGAAUGUUGCGAACCUGCUGUCAAAAAAUCAGUCUGAUCCAAGGAUCUGCAAGGAGAAGUUAAAGCAACCUCAGGUAUGGGACGAUGUUCCUAAUGUAGAAGGGGCCUUAAUUGUGAACAUUGGAGAUAUGAUGGAGAGGUGGACAAGUUGUGUAUACCAGUCAACACUUCACAGAGUUAUGCCAACAGGAAAAGAACGUUAUUUGGUAUUAUUACUUCUCUGAUUCUCAGACUGUGUAGUGGAAUGUUUUGAAAGUUGCUGCAGUGAAUCAACUCCCCCCAGAUUCCCUCCAAUACGUAGUGGGGACUAUUUGAAUGAACGGUUCAAGAUCAUAUAUGGUUCUGAAAGGGAUCUUAAAGUCUAGUCAAAUAUUCCACACAUGGAUAUAUUAAUUAAAAUACUUGCUUCAUUUUGAAUAAAUUACUUACUAAAAUCUCAUCUAUUACUGCUUUAAAACUCUCACACAAUUGUAAGAUUGUUGGUCGUUGUCGUGUCACAUUAUUAUCGAGCUUAUUAUUGAUA
Molecule: messenger RNA, 1079 nt
Organism: Cicer arietinum (chickpea)
Lineage: Eukaryota; Viridiplantae; Streptophyta; Magnoliopsida; Fabales; Fabaceae
Source: RefSeq, a predicted model, not a curated record